AUGUCUGAAAAGAUCGAAAAGAAGCCAAUCAACUUUUCCAACAUCCUCUUGGGUGCCGGUUUGAAUAUGGCUGAGGCCACCACUUUGGGCCAGCCUUUGGAGGUGGUCAAGACCACUAUGGCUGCUAACAGAAACAUUUCUCUUCUUCAAGCUACCAAGUUGGUUUGGUCCAGAGGUGGCGUGAAGGGUUUCUACCAGGGUUUGAUUCCAUGGGCUUGGAUCGAGGCUUCCACCAAGGGUGCUGUGUUGUUGUUUGUUUCUGCCGAGGCAGAGUACAGAUUCAGAACCUUGGGUCUUAACUCUUUCCUCGCAGGUAUGGGAGGUGGUAUCACUGGUGGUGUGGCCCAGGCUUACCUUACCAUGGGUUUCUGUACGUGUAUGAAGACUGUGGAGAUUACGAGAUCCAAGCAGGCUGCUGUGGCUGGUGCUCCUCAACAGUCGAGUUUCCAGGUGUUCAGGGAGAUUUUCAGAAAGGAAGGUAUCAGAGGUAUCAACAAGGGUGUCAACGCCGUUGCUAUCAGACAAAUGACCAAUUGGGGUUCUCGUUUCGGUCUCUCGAGAUUGGCCGAGGAAGGUAUCCGUUCGGUUACCAACAAGGGUAAGGACGAUAAGUUGAAUGCUGUGGAGAAGAUUGCCGCUUCCACUUUGGGUGGUGGUUUGUCUGCCUGGAACCAGCCAAUUGAGGUUAUCAGAGUUGAGAUGCAAUCCAAGACGAACGAUCCUAACAGACCAAAGAACUUGGGUGUCAUGACUACUGCCAAGUACAUUUACUCCAACAACGGUAUCAAGGGUUUGUACAGAGGUGUGGCCCCUAGAAUCGGUUUGGGUGUUUGGCAAACCGUUUUCAUGGUUGCCUUUGGUGACAUCUUUAAGAAGAUGUUGAACGCUGACGGUGGUCACUAA
This is a messenger RNA of Candidozyma haemuli, 903 nucleotides long. It is a transcript of the gene YHM2, whose product is annotated as Yhm2p. Gene Ontology annotation, molecular function: tricarboxylate secondary active transmembrane transporter activity. Gene Ontology annotation, cellular component: mitochondrion. The record is from RefSeq and is a predicted model, not a curated record. Gene Ontology annotation, biological process: mitochondrial citrate transmembrane transport; alpha-ketoglutarate transport. The transcript has a single exon. Lineage: Eukaryota; Fungi; Ascomycota; Pichiomycetes; Serinales; Metschnikowiaceae. The coding region runs from base 1 to 903 and encodes 300 amino acids.